This is a messenger RNA of Elephantulus edwardii (Cape elephant shrew), 486 nucleotides long. RefSeq names its product KxDL motif containing 1 (gene KXD1). NCBI's taxonomy places the organism in Eukaryota, Metazoa, Chordata, Mammalia, Macroscelidea, Macroscelididae. Gene Ontology annotation, cellular component: BORC complex. The annotation marks the transcript as partial. The record is from RefSeq and is a predicted model, not a curated record. Gene Ontology annotation, biological process: lysosome localization. The transcript has 4 exons.
AUGGAUACCCCAGACUCGGCCUCGAAGGUCUUCUGCAGCCGCAUCCUGAGCAUGGUGAAUGCAGAUGACGUCAACGCCAUCAUCCUGGCCCAGAAGAACAUGCUGGACCGCUUUGAGAAGACCAAUGAGAUGCUACUGAACUUCAACAACCUGUCAAGUGCCCGCCUUCAGCAGAUGAAUGAGCGCUUCCUGCAUCACACGAGGACCCUGGUUGAGAUGAAGAGGGAUCUGGACAGCAUCUUCCGCAGGAUCAGGACCCUGAAAGGGAAGCUGGCCAGGCAGCACCCAGAAGCCUUCAGCCACAUCCCAGAAGCGUCCCUGUUGGAGGAUGAAGAUGAGGACCCCAUCCCACCCAGUACCACGACCACCAUCGCUACCUCGGAGCAAAGCACGGGCUCCUGUGACACCAGCCCUGACCUCAUCUCACUCCCACUCAGUCCUGGCUUUGAGGACCUUUCCCAGGCCCGGCCUGGCUCCCCUACUCUU